AAUUAUCAUAUAUUUUUAGUUUUUUACUACUAUUAAAAUUUUGAAAUUUUCGAAAUUUUAAUAUAUAAAAUUUCGAAAUUUUUUUGAAUUUUUUGAAAUUUAAUAUAAAAUUAAUUUUUAAAUAUAUUCUUUAAAUAAUUUAAAUAUAUAUUUACUUUUUUAAAUAUAUUAUAUUUUUUUAAAACAUUUAUUAUUUUCGAAAUUUUUGAAAUUCUAAUAUAUAAAAUUUCAAAAUUUUUUGAAAUUUUCGAAAUUUAAUAUAUUAUUAUUUUUUUAAUAUCAAAAAAUAUAUAUUAAAAUGUCGAGAGAGUCCGGUAGAAGGUCCGUGGAUAUGGGCGCUGUGAACCGAAGUUUGAGGAAAGGCAAACGCGGUUCUCGAGGAAGACACUCCGUCUCUUCCUUUCCUAAUAUCCCCGAUCAAUUCAUCGAGGACGGUAUGACGGAUGAAGAAUUCGACCAGAUUUAUCCUGGUAGAGGGGGACGCGAAUCUCCCCACUCUUGAUAGUCUAUUCGAGGAUGUUGAUGAAGCAGGACUGAGUAAUAUGGACGGGGACGAGGAGCCUACACCGUAUAGCAACGACGUCGACGUGGAGGUAGGUGAGCCCGAGACCUCUCGAGGUCCAGACAAAGAAGAAACAACACCUCCUCCACCCCCAAAAUCAAAAAAAGAUUUUAAAGGAAUAGUCGGUGGGCUUCUUGCAAAGAAAGGGAAGCGUGCUCAGCCUUCUGGAAGUUCAAGUGGUACAAUAACAACUCUCGCCGCUCAUGGAGGAGGUGGCGGUCUCCCUUUCUUCCCAACUCGAAAAUUUUACCAAUUCCGAAUUCUUCCUUCUCCUUUUCUCAACCUUCCUCGGCAUCUCCGCUGCUCUGCAGUGUCGAAACGCCUUCUCCUGCGUCCUCUCCGUCUCGGCCGAUCUGAACGAUGGAACUCCAAUGCUGAAACUUUCAAAACCCGGAAUUUCAGCUUUAAUGGAGAAGAAGAAUACGAAGGAGAAGACUGUUUCUUGGACAUCCUCGAUGAGUUUAUCGACAGUAUUUGGGUUUUGAAGGUUUUCAAGCCAUAUUGUUGGGCUCUUCCUCCAAUUAUUUUGUCAUUACUGCUAGCAAAUGGUCUUAUAGCUUUUGUUAUAACCUUGGCUCUUCUAGUUGGGCAAUCAGUGUUAGUCUUUGCCCUCCAAAAAUUGUGGGGAGUGACACAAACUAAUCUAGGGCUCAAGAGCAAGGAAAGACCCCGAAGCCGUACUCCAAUAAACAGUAACAUGGGUGGAAGAAGGCAAAACCCAAACACUAGAAAGAGAAAAAUGGGUCAUCGAUUGUGGACACCGAAAGCUGAUGUCUUUGUUGGUAGGUUUGAUGAAGAUGCACCUACUUUUGGUGGUUGGGAUGAACUUUAAUAAGUUGGAAUCAUCAAUUUGUUCGCCACCAAAGACACUAGUAGAGAAAGGCAAUUUGAGUAAGAGUGAGAGGGAAAACACUACUGCGUUGCUGCUAAGGUUGUUUGUUUCCACUUCUCCAUUCUUGAGCUCAAGAUCUAAGAGGCUAUAGUAUUAAACUGGCCAGUUCUUAACAGUGUCAGUUGCUGUGUUCUGGUUACCGGUCUUUGAAUAGUCUGCGGGUUCCAUUGUGAGGAGAGGUGAAGAAGCUUGCAUUGGCGGCAUUGCCAUUCAACUUUGGCCUGAACAGUUCCUCCACACAUUAGAAUAACUGAAAGAAAAACAAUCACACUAAUGCAUAUAUUAGAUCACGAUUGCAUCCACUUGAACUGUCUCUGUAUAAAGCUUCUACACCUUGGUGUCAUUCCAAUAUAUUCAGCCCAAAAGCCAUACAGGCAAUAGGUGUCCCUUUUUUCCCCAGUUUGUGUGGCAAGCUAGGCAGCCUGAACACAGUGAAAAGAUGGUGGAAGUAAUGGGGUAAAGGCAACCAGAGGUUACUGAACCUCUGUAGUAAACUUGCAGGAGAUGA
Molecule: messenger RNA, 1962 nt
Organism: Cuscuta campestris
Lineage: Eukaryota; Viridiplantae; Streptophyta; Magnoliopsida; Solanales; Convolvulaceae
Source: the annotation of a GenBank genome assembly